AUGUUCGCCGAGGCCUGCUACCUGGGGGCGUACGGGCUUGAAGACCUCAGGGUUCUAAAUGACAGACUGAACGCCAAGGUAGUGGAGCAAGUGAACGACACCCAAGAACUGGUAAUGCUGAAUAACUUCGCACACGAAAGUAAUGAGUAUCAGUUCAAAAAAUGCUUACAAGACAGAAUGUCAGACAUUGCAUCCUGGCGCUGGGUAUUAGAAGACCUAAACAAGCGCUUGUCAGAAGCAGCAGAAGCUCUUCAGUAUGAACACAAUGCUCUUCGUGUGGUCAUCAGCAGACUGAAGAAUGAAAUAGAAGAUCAUUCACGUGAUGCUAGUAAGCCUGGAGUACUGAAACCACUUUCUGAUAGCGUGGAAGAAGCCAUUUUGCAGGAAUUUGAUUUUUUACGCGAAGAAAAGAAGAAAUUCGAAAGAAUGGUACUAGCUCUAGAGACACAGUCUGCAGCGAUUGAGAAGACUAAGAAGAAGAUAGCAGCAGAUCUUAUCCUAAAAGAGCAAGCUCUCUGUGUAGAAGAAGCCUGCGCCAAAAUUACUUCAGGAGUGCCAGCGAAAGCGGAAUGUGGAAGAAGGAAAAAGAAAAAGAGAACAUCACCAAUUACUCGAUGGGAGAAUCGGUGCUUAGCUUUAAAAACUGCUGGUCUUCGUGCACUCAGUAACGCAAUUGUCACUAGACAACAGGUUCGAGGAGCCAGGGUGCACCUUUCUAUCACGGCGCAAGCCUACGCUGCGAGAGUGGAUGCGGCACUCAGGAGACGUCUGAACAGUAACAAAGUUAAACUACAGGAUAUUUACUGGCAGAAGCAGGAGGCUAUGCGAGACUACAAAGCUUUACUAGAUGAAAUGACAACAACGGAACAAAAUCUUUUGGAGACGAUGGAACAAGAGCGUGUAGUUGAAACCAGGCUAGCUGAUCGCACCAAGAGACCUCCAGGGGAACACAUUAGGGAUGAAGUCGAUAGGAAGCUGAGAGAAGAGCUGGCCAGGCUGAGGAACUUCAGCAAACAACUGAGGACUAAUCAUGAAAGAAUUAUGGAAUUACAACACCAUUUAACGGAUAGUAUGACCCGUAUAGACUGUUGUGCGGAGGACAUCCUCUGUGUCGUGCGCUUAGACGAUGAAAGAAUCGUCUCCAGGCUUGGGGAGGGCCCUACAGAAAUUCCCCAACCUCCACCAAACCUGGCUGAAGCUGGCCCCCACAGCCCUAACGCCUCACCUACUCCGGAACAGUCCCCAAGGACACGGCCUGAUUCUUCGCUACAAUCCAUCCAAGAAGAAGACGAAGAUGACUACCCAUUCGAUAGUUAA
Molecule: messenger RNA, 1317 nt
Organism: Spodoptera littoralis (African cotton leafworm)
Lineage: Eukaryota; Metazoa; Arthropoda; Insecta; Lepidoptera; Noctuidae
Source: the annotation of a GenBank genome assembly